Pelobates fuscus (common spadefoot toad) is the source of this 957-nucleotide messenger RNA. Its product is annotated as olfactory receptor 6B1-like. The annotation marks the transcript as partial. Gene Ontology annotation, biological process: G protein-coupled receptor signaling pathway. The record is from RefSeq and is a predicted model, not a curated record. NCBI's taxonomy places the organism in Eukaryota, Metazoa, Chordata, Amphibia, Anura, Pelobatidae. Gene Ontology annotation, cellular component: membrane. Gene Ontology annotation, molecular function: olfactory receptor activity; G protein-coupled receptor activity. The transcript is spliced from 2 exons.
UAUGAGUCGAUGGAGAAUCAUUCUUCGGUUUCAGAGUUUGUACUCGUUGGAUUUCCAGGGCUCCCACAGAAAUUUGAUAUUCUGAUUUCCUUUGUUGUAUUCUUUGUCUAUAACACAGCAUUGUACGCAAAUGGCAUUGUAAUCAUUGUAAUAACUUUGAAGGCACACCUGCAUCAACCAAUGUAUAUAAUCAUUGCAAACCUUGCUCUUUCUGAUAUUCUUCUGGACACUAUGACCUUACCCAAAAUCCUUGCCAAGUAUUGGUUUGGAGAUGCCAAGAUCUCCUUUACUGCUUGCUUCUUCCAGUUAUUCUUCAUCCAUUACUUGGGUUCUGUUGAUUCCUUCAUUAUCAUGCUAAUGGCUAUUGAUCGUUAUAUUGCUAUAUGCAAACCUCUCAGAUAUUUUUCCAUUAUUAGCAAUGGUGUAACUGCUAAUGUAUGCGGUGUAUUUUGGCUUGUAUCAGCACUAAUUGGACUGUGUGUUCUUGUUUUGGGGGUAAAACUUCCCUAUUGUGGACCAAACAUAAUCAUGAACUAUUUCUGUUCGUUCACGCCAGUUGUGGUUUUGGCCUGUGCAGAUUUGAAUUCUACCAGGAAAAUUGUUUUCAUUAUUGCCAUGUUUGUUAAUGUAAUCCAAUUAUUUGUUAUUAUAUUCUCAUAUGUUAUGAUAAUCAGAACAAUCUGCUUGACAGCUGGCUCUGAAAAUUGGCACAAGGCAUUUUAUACUUGUACCACCCACUUGUUUGUCAUCGGAAUGUAUUAUGGGCCACGACUCAUAGUUUAUAUGUAUAACCAGGUCCACUUGAUGCCUAGUGUUGAUUUAAACGUGUUGCUUAUUUUUCUUUAUACAUUUGUACCACAUUUUACUAGCCCUAUUAUAUAUUGUUUAAGAACAGAAGAAAUCAAAAAGACUCUGGCAAAAAUCUUUAAGAAAACUGUAAGUGUGCUGUGUGAGGGU